Messenger RNA from Dimorphilus gyrociliatus, 3480 nucleotides. NCBI's taxonomy places the organism in Eukaryota, Metazoa, Annelida, Polychaeta, Dinophilidae. The record is from the annotation of a GenBank genome assembly.
ACAACACAAGUAAAUUUAGGUUUGAACCUACGUCUGAACAGUUUAUUAAAUAUUGCAUCAUAGUGAAUUAAAGUAAGUAAUUUCAAUAAAUGAUAAAUUGAUUUUUAUUCAUUUUGACCAAUUUUUCAUAUAGAGUUGCUAUGGCAAGAUUUAGUGAUUAUUGUGACGUAUUGGAGAAAAGUAAAAACAGCAAUAAACAAGAAUUAUUGCAGUUGGCAAAACAAAUUCAAGAGAAGAUUGCGUUAAUUGAACAACAGAAGAAGAUAGAAUUGGAAAAUUUAAAUAAUACAAUUAUGUCUAUUAUACAAACGAUUCUUUUGCAUACGAAUUUGUUUGACGACGACGAUGACGACGAAGAAGAAGAAGAAGAAGACGAUGAUGAGGAGGAAGGUGAAGACGAUUAUGAAUAUUAUUACAAUGACGAAGAAGGUAAUGAUAAUGAUCAUGAUCAUGAUGACGACGACGACGACGACGAUGAUGAUGAUGAUGAUGGGAACUUUUCUCUAUAAAAAAGAAAAAGAAUAUUAAAAAUUAGUUGUCUUAAAGUUGAUUAAUUCAUUUUGUUUUUUUUCUCGUCUUCAUAAAUAAACAUAUUUCUAUAAAUCAUAUAUAUAUUCGAAUAAUUAUCUUUUCUUUUAGCCUAAUUAGAACUAUAAAAACAACCAGACAGACAGUAUUGUAACUUAUUUAGCGACAUUUGUGAGUUGUUGUAAUUGAGCAGUAAUACCCAUACAUAGUAACAUAAAACGCCAAUCUUUUAAAGAUAUUCGAUAUUUGGAGUAAAAUAAUAAUAAAAAUAAUAAAGAAUUCCAAGAAAACAACUAUAUUAAUAAACUUUUAAAAGUUUAUUAAUUAAAUUGAAAAAUGAAAAUGAUCUUUUAAUAAAAUGGAAAUAAAAGUCUUUUAAAAUUAUUAUAAUACUAUUAAUGAAGAUAAUUAGGCCCUUUAUCUGAUAAAUAGUCAUCUCUUUAAAAUAAAUUAUUAGUAUUCGUUCAAUUUUUAUAUCAAAAGUCGCCAUUUUGAUUAAAUUGUUUUUUUUUUAGUGUUGCGCCUGAUAUGAUCGGGCCUGAACGAGAAUAAUAAUUCGGCGUAACUAAAAAAAUCUACUUCCGCUUCAACUCACACUAAAACUGGUAUGACUAUUUUGCCCCAUACAUAACUUCUUUUUACUAUAUCAAAUCUUAUUGAAAUGGAAAAUAGCGAAAGUAAGAAUAACUCGAACGUUUUGAAAGAGAGAGAGGAGAGAAAGGCUAAGGCUAAGGAAGAGUAUGAUAAUUUAUCCGAAAAAUUAAAUACAUAUAUCAGCCAGUUAGACGAUCAAAAGGACAAAGAAAUAAAUAAACUUAAUCACGAAGUAACUUCGCUGAUAGCGAAAAUUAAGAAGCAAGAAAAUGCCCUUCAAGAUGAAAUUGAAAUAUAUUUCGCUGACAAAAAGUCCACCUUGAACCAAUUGUUGAACGAUGCUAAGAAAUUAUAUGAAAUUCAAGAUCAAAUUUUUACGUUACAACUUCAAAGUGAUUUAACAACGGCAAUGAGCAAUUUAAGGCGAGAAUGUACUGUUCUGAUGGACAAAACCGGUGUAUUUCAAAAGAGCUUGGCUUUUGAACAGUUUGAUAUUGGAAUAUUUACGGGAAACAGGAAGCCACUUUUCGACCUGAAUGAUAUAUUAUCAUCAGACAAAGAUAAUAAAAGCUUAGCGAAUUCAGAGAAUAAGAGUGAGUGUGAACAAGCAAAUAACAUGUUCUCUACAUCCCCGGAUAAACAACCUUUGUCAAAGGAAUUAAUUUCUACUGCACCUAGGAAGAAAAAAAUUGAAAAAGUUGCUAAGAAUUUUGAAGGAGUAAAAUUUGCAGGAUUUGGAUCAGGAUUUACUUUCGGUAACGCAGAGCCGAAAAAUUCGUUUACAUUCAAAUAGGAGCAGUAAGAAAUAAAGAGUUAAUCAAAAUAUGUAAAGUUAUUGAGAGAGUAGGAAACAAGUUUAUAAUUGUUUUUAUUGUAUAUUUCUUCAAUUUUUUAUCGGUUUUUAUAUAUUAAACAAAGUUAUAAUUGAGGUUAAUUGGAAAAUAUUUGAAUAUUAAUCUAGAUUCAUCCUCUAAACAGGAUAGGCAAAAGAUAAUUUGUUCGUUAUCAAUUCUAUAGUUUAAUAAUCUUUCUUGAGGGAAUACUCUCUCCAUUUUGAUUGUCAUUGCCAAUAGACUUUGAGGACAGAUAAGAAUAAUAUUUUCAUUAGCGCAUACAACAAGAAAUCCUUUUGUUGUUAUAUAAUCAAUUAUCUUUCGUAAUACUGAUUUAUUACCUCCUUCGUCUAAUUCUUGAAUGAUAAUAUCUUUCCAUUCGUUCUUCUCUAAAUCAGCAAAUACUAAUAGAUUGUCAGAUAUAUUGUAUAAAACAUUUUCCAUAACAAUAUUAUGUUCAAAUUUCAUUAUUCUACUUGAUAAGGAUACAGUUUCCGUUGUUUUUUUAUGUCUUUUGACAAUUGUUGAAUUUUGAUAGAGAAGGAUAAAAUCUUUUAAAACUGCAAAUUGUUCAGUAAAUCUCUCAUUAGAUUGUUUUUGAAUAGUAUAAUAUUCAGAACUGUAGAAAGGUUUUGUUAUAAUUGAUACAGUUGCUGAAGAUUUCAAUAAUUGAAUAUAAGAUAUUCUAUUAUCGUUUGUCAUUGUUAUACUAUCAAUUUUACCAUCAACACUAUAAAUAACCUGAUUUCUUUGUAAUUCAACAAUUUCGCAUGAAUUUCUAAGAACAUAAAAUCCAUUUUCGUUCGAUAUUACUUUAUCAAUUUUAUCAUGAAAUUCUAUGAAUUCUUCUUUAAUUGGAUUUUCAAAAUUUGGUAUUUUAAGAUUGCCAAUUUCAAGGCCAUUUAAAGAAUCGGAUUUUUGGAAAACGCCCUUCUUUCUCAUUAGGUUAUCGGCGUAGUAUUUAACGUUUUCAAUCAUCUUUGAAAAAUCACUUUUUAAUAUCUUAUCUGGAAUUUUCUUACGAUUUUCGUAUAAUCUUUCAAUAUACGAUACAAUAUUUUUAAGAUUAUCCUUCUUUUCCGAGUAGAAUAAUUCAAUUUCAGUUCGAAUAUCUUCCUGUCUAUCGUGUAUGCUUAUCAUUAAUGACGUAAUCUCCGUAUUAAGUUUAUGUAAGGCUAUCCGCUUUUCUUCGUCGAUUUUCUCAAUUUUACCUUGAAUUUUAUUGAUAAAUAAUGAAAAAUCAUCUUCAGAGAAUUCUAUUUCAUCGUUCAAUCGCUUAUCAGAAGGAUGAACAACUUCCCCCAUUUUUCGUUUGAUAAUGAAACAAAAUAAAAAUGAAACACGUGUUUCCAUAGAUGUUAUUCAGCAAAAAAAUGACAACACAUGUACUCAAUAAUUAUAAUAAAAGUUAAAAUAUAAAAUUCUGUAUUUUUUAAUGGAAGUAUCAGAAAAAAAAAUCAAUUUUGAAUACAAAUUAGGCCUAAACAAAGCAGUUUGCCUUUCCCAUUUAAUAAAUAGUCUAACA